Molecule: messenger RNA, 1521 nt
Organism: Penicillium brevicompactum
Lineage: Eukaryota; Fungi; Ascomycota; Eurotiomycetes; Eurotiales; Aspergillaceae
Product: Major facilitator superfamily domain general substrate transporter
Exons: 2
Coding region: 1-1521 (506 amino acids)
Biological process (GO): carbohydrate transport; transmembrane transport
Cellular component (GO): membrane
Molecular function (GO): carbohydrate:proton symporter activity
Source: RefSeq, a predicted model, not a curated record
AUGAACUCUUUAACAAAGAUCGCGCAGGCAUUACCUGCAGAUUUCAAACCAUGGUGGAAAACAUCACAUCUCCUAUGGCUGAACAGCCACCUCGCCAGCCUAAUCCUCUUCUCCAGCACCUUCGGCUAUGACAUCUCCCUGAUGAACGGCCUGCAAUCUCUCCCGCAAUGGCAAACAUUCAUGUCACACCCGACCGGAUCAUGGCUAGGCUUUAUCAAUGCCCUCCAGAGCAUCGGCAGUAUAGUCUUUCUGCCCAUCCAAGCCUGGUCCGCCAAUCGUUUCGGUCGCAAGCCAACCGUGCUAACAGGAUAUAUAUUCAUGUUACUCGGCGUGGGACUGCAAGCCGGCUCCUGGAAUGCAAACACCUUCAUCUAUUCCCGCCUGCUGAUCGGCAUUGCCGGAGCCUGGUUCCAGUGUGCUGUCAUCCUCGUAACAGAGCUAGCGUACCCAUCGCAUCGAUCGCUCGUCACGGCUAUAUACAUGUGCCAGUAUUAUUUCGGGUCUUCGCUCUCCGCUUGGAUUGCGUUCGGGACGAGGAAUGUUCAAAGUGAUUGGGCGUGGCGGAUCCCCGUGCUCAUGCAGAUCGCCCUGCCGCUCUUGGCGUUGCCCGGUACUGUGGGGGUGCCGGAGUCGCCGCGGUGGCUGAUGAAGCAGGAUCGUAUGGGUGAGGCGAGAGCGAUUCUCGUUAAGUUUCAUGCUGGUGGUGAUGAGGGGUCGAAGGUUGUUGCUUUUGAGAUCGAGGAGAUUGGUAGGGGUCUGGCGCUUGAGUCGCAGAUUCAACAAUCUCGUUGGAUCGACUGUGUUAAAACACCUGGGAAUAGGUAUCGAUGCUUUUUGAGUAUCUCACUGGGCUUUUUUGCUCAGUGGAAUGGAGGCGGAGUGGUCUCAUACUAUCUCACCCUUAUUCUUGACACAAUCGGCAUAACUUCAACAACAGAUCAAACUUUGAUCAAUGCCUUCCUGCAAGUCUGGAAUCUAAUUAUGAGCGUCGUGGGCGCGUGUCUAGUGGAUCGCGCGGGCCGACGCGCUCUCUUCCUCACAUCAACGGUGAUCAUGCUGAUCAGCUAUGUUUUCAUCACUGCGUUGUCUGGCAGUUUCACGGCAACUGGCGCCAGCGCGGUAGGAACGGCGGUGAUACCGUUCCUCUUCAUCUACUAUGCUGGUUACGAUAUUGCCUUCACGCCGCUGCUCCUGGCUUACCCGGCUGAGAUCUGGACGUUUUCACUGCGCGCAAAGGGCGUGGCCAUCUCGACGAUCUCGAACUAUCUCGCGCUGGUUUUUAAUCAGCUUAUCAAUCCGAUUGCGUUUGAAAGUAUUUCUUGGAAAUACUAUUUUGUCUUUUUGGCUGUGUUGAUCGUUGUCUUGGUCACUGUGUGGACAACGUAUCCCGAGACCCGAGGGAGGUCACUUGAAGAGAUUGCAGUCAUCUUUGAUGGUGAUGGUGCAAGUGUCACUGGUGUUAUUGUGGGGAUAGAUGCGAAAGGGCGCACUGAGAAUGUGGAACGCAAAGGAAAUGUAUGA